AUGACCAUGGAGCUGCAACUGCUGUCCCCCAACCUGGACAGCUGGGACAAUGCUGCCUAUCCAUGCAUCCUGCAGCAGGCUGAGAGCAAGCCCAGUUGCCCCCUCUGCAAGGCAGAGAUCCUCUCCAUUGUGGGCCAUGCAGUGCAGGUGCAGGCAGACCUGAUCUAUUUCUUGAGGUGGAAGAGGUCAAAGGCAACAGUAAAAAAGUGGUCAAAAAAUGGAAUUCUCUCCAUAAUUGACCUUUUCAGGCAGACAGUGGAAAAAAAUCCCCACAAGGCAUUCCUUAUCUAUGAAGGGACGGUGUACACUUAUCAGGAUGUGGACAGGAGGAGUAACAGGGUACCACAGGCCUUCCUGCACUAUGGGAAUCUGAAAAAAGGUGACACUGUGGCCCUGCUGAUGGGUAAUGGACCUGACUUUAUCCAUGUCUGGUUCAGGCUAGCCAAGAUGGGCUUUGUUGUGGCCUAUCUCAACAUCAAUAUCCACUCAAGAUCUCUCCUGCAAUGCAUUAAUAUAUGCGCAGCAGAAGCACUGGUCAUAGAAGAAGAUUGUUUGGGAUCAAUAGAGAAAGAAUUUAUUUUGAAUCUCUUGGAAAAUAAUGUUGCUGUCUGGCUGAUGAGCAUCACUUCUCCUUUCCAGCAUGUUCACAACCUUCCAGACAAACUAGACAAGGUAUCUGAUAAUCCUGUUCCAUCUCAUCUUAGAGCUGUCAAUGGCACAAGAAACACGCUGUAUGUCUUUACAUCAGGAAGCACAGGUUUUCCAAAAGCUGCUAUCAUCACUCAUCACAGAACUCUGGUUGCUUCCUUAGCGGUGUUUUCUCAGGAUAUUAUGUAUGUCACUCUUCCCUUGUACCACGUAAGUGCUUCUCUUCUUGGCAUCAGUGGAUGCAUUCAGUUAGGAGCAACUUGUGUUUUGAAGAAGAAAUUUUCUGCAAGACAGUUUUGGAAAGACUGUAGGAAAUACAAUGUUAUCAUGUUUUUAUAUAUAGGACAACUCUGCCGCUAUCUCUGCAGUCAGCCCUGUAAAGAAGAGGACAGAGUUCAUGAAGUGCAUAUUGCUCUUGGAAAUGGUAUCAGACCCUCUGUAUGGAAAGAAUUUCUGAUGAGGUUUGGCCCAGUUAAAAUAUUUGAGUUCUAUGGGUCUACAGAAGGAAGUCUUGGUUUCCUGAACUGCAUUAAUAAAAUAGGAGCUGUGGGCUGUGCUGGCAUCUUCUCAAAGCUAACAUGCCACUGUACAGUGAAGAAGGCUGCUGCCCACCCUGCUGUGGUGACUUCAAACUGGCAGACAGCCCAGGUUGCUUUGACUGUAGCAAAAAUCCCAAGGUAUGACCUUGCAGAAGAGCAGUACUGGCAUUGA
Messenger RNA from Vidua macroura (Pin-tailed whydah), 1359 nucleotides. RefSeq names its product long-chain fatty acid transport protein 6-like. Gene Ontology annotation, molecular function: long-chain fatty acid transmembrane transporter activity; long-chain fatty acid-CoA ligase activity. The record is from RefSeq and is a predicted model, not a curated record. NCBI's taxonomy places the organism in Eukaryota, Metazoa, Chordata, Aves, Passeriformes, Viduidae.